UUCAAGCUUUGAUACAAUGAGGUAUGUUUUUCGAUUCCUCGCACCUUCAUUCGCACCGCAUUCGCAUUCACCUCGCAGGUUCAUUCUGCUAACGUUUAGCGCAGCAGGCCUCUGCAUGUGUGCGUUACACUUUGGGGAGUCACCGACUUCUGCCUAAUAGAACCAUAUGUCUUUCUGAGCUUACAUCGCACCGACGAUAUUUACACUGCGACGUCGGUGCAGCUUGAGCCACGAACGGCAUGAAUUCAUCAGCAGUCUCACAUAACCAGACGGCCACAGCAUCCUACUGGGUCUGCCCAGCAUGGCUUCCCACGAACCACAUCUACUUCCAGUUGGCCAACGUCUUCUUAUUCCUGUCCUACUUAGCCCCGAGUGGCCUUUAUGGACUGCUCUUCCUACGGGCUUGUUUGACCAUGGGCAGUUUCUUCUUUGCCUUUUGGGGAUACGUCAUCCUGUGCGCUUUCGACACUUUGCUGUGGAACGCAAUUUUUACGAUCAUCAAUCUCGUACUUACCUUGUUGAUUAUGAAAGGUCUUCUGCCAGUGAAGUACCCGUCAGACAUGGAAACAGUGUACACAGAACUAUUUCAACCUCAGAACGUGUCGCGACAGCAGUUUCUGACUGUCCUGCGCUGCGACAGGCAAAUUUUGGGACUGAAACCCAAGGAGAACUACACAGUGGAAACAAAGACUGGGUCUGACCGCCUCACCUUGGUUCUUAGUGGCAGCCUCGAAGUCACCCUGCAGAAGCGAACCCUCCAUGUGGUCAACCAGCUCGAAUUCUUGGAUUCCCUAGAGUGGUUCGAGGUGUGCAGCCCCGAACAAUAUCAGGUAACUAUGACAGCACAAGAAGCCUGCAGUCUCCUUCUAUGGUCAAGAAGCAAACUGAAAGCGACCAUCAGCUCGGACCCUUCCCUGCGGGCAGCCUUUGACAAUGUCAUAGGAAAGGACGUGGUAAAGAAGCUGUUCUCUUUUAAAGCAACCAGGUCUUCGAAGGUUUCAGACUCAGGGACUGACACUUCCAAGUUGCAGACUGCGACGUUUACGCCUCAGUAACAGCCGCAAAGAUACAGCUUUGAAGAUGCCCCGCCAGGACAAUCAACAUGUGCCGUCAAAUGUAUUUUUAUGCUAAAGUGCACGUCAUCCACGGUAAAACUUGUACCUUCCACAGACAAUCAAGUGAAAGUUAAUAGCGCGAUAAUAAAGUAUGCGUCAUUCACUGU
Ornithodoros turicata is the source of this 1222-nucleotide messenger RNA. RefSeq names its product blood vessel epicardial substance-B-like. Gene Ontology annotation, molecular function: cAMP binding. The transcript has 4 exons. The record is from RefSeq and is a predicted model, not a curated record. Gene Ontology annotation, cellular component: sarcolemma. Gene Ontology annotation, biological process: heart development; striated muscle cell differentiation; regulation of membrane potential. Lineage: Eukaryota; Metazoa; Arthropoda; Arachnida; Ixodida; Argasidae. Bases 240 to 1055 code for a protein of 271 amino acids.